Tupaia belangeri chinensis (Chinese tree shrew) is the source of this 1632-nucleotide messenger RNA. RefSeq names its product dimethylaniline monooxygenase [N-oxide-forming] 5. The record is from RefSeq and is a predicted model, not a curated record. Lineage: Eukaryota; Metazoa; Chordata; Mammalia; Scandentia; Tupaiidae. Gene Ontology annotation, molecular function: flavin adenine dinucleotide binding; NADP binding; N,N-dimethylaniline monooxygenase activity. The transcript has 8 exons. The coding region runs from base 1 to 1632 and encodes 543 amino acids.
AUGGCCAAGAAGAGGGUCGCUGUGAUUGGAGCGGGGAUCAGCGGGCUGGGGGCCAUCAAGUGCUGUCUGGAUGAAGAUUUGGAGCCCACCUGCUUUGAAAGGAAUGACGAUAUUGGAGGUCUCUGGAAAUUCCAGAAAAAUGCUUCAGAGAAAAUGCCUAGUAUCUACAAAUCUGUCACCAUCAACACGUCCAAGGAAAUGAUGUGCUUCAGCGACUUCCCUGUCCCUGACCAUUUUCCCAACUACAUGCACAACUCCAAGCUCAUGGACUACUUCAGGAUGUAUGCCAAACAUUUCGGCCUCCUCAACUACAUUCGUUUUAAGACCAAAGUGCGGAGCGUGAGGAAACAUCCAGAUUUUUCUUUCAAUGGACUAUGGGAUGUCGUUGUGGAGGCUGAUGGGAAACAGGAGACCUUGGUCUUUGACGGGGUCUUGGUCUGCAGUGGACAUCACACAGAUCCCUACUUACCACUUCAGUCCUUCCCAGGCAUUGAGAAGUUCAAAGGCUGUUAUUUCCACAGUCGGGAGUACAAAAGCCCCGAGGAGUUUGCAGGAAAGAACAUCAUAGUGGUCGGCAUUGGGAAUUCCGGAGUGGACAUUGCCGUGGAGCUCAGUCGCGUGGCAAGACAGGUGUUCCUCAGUACCAGACGAGGGUCUUGGAUUUUGCACCGUGUCUGGGAUAAUGGGUAUCCCAUGGACAGUUCCUUCUUCACUCGGUUCAAUAGUUUCCUUCAGAAAAUAUUGACUACGGCACAAGUAAAUGACCGCCUGGAGAGGAGAGCGAACUCCAGAUUCGAUCACGCACACUAUGGCCUGCGGCCUCAGCACAGACUUUUAAGUCAGCAUCCCACUCUCAGUGAUGACCUGCCAAAUCACAUCAUUUCUGGAAAAGUCCAAGUGAAGCCCAAUGUAAAGGAGUUUACGGAAACAGAUGCCAUUUUUGACGAUGGCACCGUGGAAGAGAAUAUUGAUGUCGUCGUCUUCGCUACAGGAUACAGCUUUUCCUUCCCUUUCCUUGAGGGGCUGAUCAAAGUUAGCAAUAAUGAGGUGUCCCUGUACAAGCUGAUGUUCCCGCCAGACCUGGAGAAGCCCACACUGGCCGUUAUCGGUCUCAUCCAGCCCCUGGGCAUCGUCCUCCCUAUUGCAGAGCUCCAGUCUCGCUGGGCUACCCGCGUGUUCAAAGGGCUGAGCAAAUUACCCUCAGCGAAGAACAUGAUGGCGGAUAUUGCCCAGAGAAAACAGGCUAUGGAGAAACGGUACGUGAAGACGCCCCGCCACACCAUCCAGGUGGAUCACAUCGAGUACAUGGACGAGAUCGCCGCCCUGGCAGGAGUGAAGCCCAGCCUGCUCUUCCUCCUCCUCUCCGAUCCCAAGUUGGCCCUGGAGGUUUUCUUUGGCCCCUGUACCCCAUACCAGUACCGCCUGCAGGGCCCAGGGAAAUGGGAUGGGGCCCGCAGAGCCAUCCUGACCCAGAGAGAGCGCAUCAUCAAGCCCCUGAGGUCUCGGAUGACUGGUGAGGACAGCGGCUCACCCUCCCAGCUCUCUUGGAUAAAGAUGGCACCGGUGGGCCUGGCAUUGCUGGCUGCUGGCUUAGCCUACUUCAGGUAUAUUCCUCAUGGCAAACGGAAGUAA